CCCCGUGAUGCUGCCCCUUCUGAGCCGGUUAGCGUGCUUGUGGAUUUGCACCGCAGCCACCGCCGCAGACGCGGAGGAACGAGGCCCCAGGCGGGGCAUCAUCUUCGCAGGGAAGAGCGUAGCGUCCUCCCGGGAAUUGCUUCCGGAGCCUCCGCGCCUUGUGCGUAAAAGCGCUUUACGCGCGGAUGUUGAGCUGCUGCCGCGUGGAAGUAUCCCGGGAGACUCCGCUCCCAGCACCAGGGGACACCGGGAAAGAGAUGUGCGGCUUCACCGCCGAGCCGCCGCCGCCGCUUCCGCCGCCUGGGAGGGUCUAUCCCGGGUUAUGGCGCAGGAACACGACAUCGGUUCCCCCGCGGUGGAGUCUAACGUCACCGACUACAAUGAGGAGAUCUUUACCCUGCCCAACUUCACCGACGACCCCCCUUUCAUACCCGGGACCCCACGCACCAGACUCAAGCCCGUGAAGAACCCUUUCUACCCGCCCGGCGCGGAGGCGUACGGAGCUUACGCGCUGCUGGUGGCCGCCAUGCUGAUCUUCGGUGCGGGGGUGCUGGGCAACGUGUCUCUGAUGUGCAUGGUGUGUCAUAACUACUACAUGAGGAGCAUCUCCAACUCGCUGCUGGCCAACAUGGCGCUCUGGGACUUCACGGUCAUCUUCUUCUGCCUCCCGCUGGUCGUCUUCCACGGACUCACCAAAGACUGGCUGCUGGGGGGCUUCUCCUGCAAGAUCGUUCCCUACCUGGAGGUGGCGUCUCUGGGGGUCAGCACCUUCACGCUGUGCGCCCUGUGCAUCGACCGUUUCCGCGCCGCCACCAACGUACGCACGUACUACGAGAUGACGGACAACUGGGCGUCCACCGCCGCCAAGCUGGCCGUCAUCUGGGUGGGCGCUUUGCUGCUGGCGCUGCCCGAACUCCUGAUUCGCCAGCUGGAGACGUACGAAGACGAUACCGCCGAGUCGGCGGCGGCGGUGCCGCCGGAGCGUUGCGUAGUACGCGUCUCCACACGCCUCCCGGACACGCUCUACGUGCUGGGGCUCACGUACGCCGGAGCGCGUCUGUGGUGGUUCUUCGGCUGCUACUUCUGCCUCCCGACGCUCUUCACCAUCUUCAGCUCGCUAGCCACCGCCCACAAAAUCCGCAACGCCAAACGGGAUUGCGCCCGCGGCACCGAGAAGCAAAUCCGCCUGGAGAGCCAAAUGAACUGCACCGUCGUCGCACUCGCCAUCCUGUACGGAUUCUGCACCAUCCCGGAAAACGUCUGCAAUAUCGUGGCGGCGUACAUGGCGGCCGGCGUUCCCCGUCGGACGCUCGACAUCCUGGAACUCGUGAGCCAGAUCUUCCUCUUCUGCAAGUCGGCGGCGGCGCCGCUUCUGCUCUUCUGUUUGUGCGAAACCUUCAGCCGCGCCUUCGUGGAUUGUUGUUGUUGCUGCUGUAGAGAGUGUGGCUCCGCCCCCUCCGCGGGCGUCGAUGACGAGGUGCACUGCGACGCCGCCGCCGUCGCGGAGACAUCAGACACCUACGCCACGGUGGGGACGCACUGCUGAGGAGGUGGGACUUCCUGUGCUUGAUGCACGGAUGGCGCUGGCAUGUUUUCACAUUACGCUGGAUUCUAAUCUGCUGGUGGAUGCUAACAUGCUAACACUGGUCACGUAAACAUCCUGGAAGUUGAUCACCGUUAGACUAAUGAGCAGUGACUUCAUGGCGGCCAUGUUGUUGGUGUUUUUUUUUUUUUUAUCAAGUUAGCGGUUGCUAGGUAACCGGGUAGCAAUCUACACUUAUUUCUUAAAUGACAAAAUGGCCGAAAUGGCGCUAAUGAGAAGAUAACGCCAUCUACAACGCAUCAUGUCACUGCUGUCAUUUUUGUCAUGUGACUACUUAGCUGUCAUGUGACACUUUAGCAAUAAAA
Doryrhamphus excisus (bluestripe pipefish) is the source of this 1908-nucleotide messenger RNA. RefSeq names its product prosaposin receptor GPR37. Lineage: Eukaryota; Metazoa; Chordata; Actinopteri; Syngnathiformes; Syngnathidae. The record is from RefSeq and is a predicted model, not a curated record. Gene Ontology annotation, biological process: positive regulation of MAPK cascade; adenylate cyclase-inhibiting G protein-coupled receptor signaling pathway. Gene Ontology annotation, cellular component: plasma membrane; signaling receptor complex. Gene Ontology annotation, molecular function: prosaposin receptor activity; G protein-coupled peptide receptor activity.